CUUUGUCUCUGCCCUAGUCCUCGUACAACCUGAUUCAGCCCUUCCAUUCAUUGGCGAGGUGGAUGCCUCAGACACUGGGGUUCCCGUAACAUCAAGCCUGAUGCCCUAAAAUGCCAGUUUGCCUUGGAGAAGACUGGUUCUGAUCUGGACCCCAGAUCCACCUGCCAUCCACCUGCUUCAUCGCCACCAUCACAUGGGUAAUCGAGGCACUGGUUAAGUCAACAACAUGACCCUGUUCUGGUGGCCUACAAUGGAUGCCGACAUCCGAUCCUUCAUCUCAGCCUGUUUUGUGUGUGUCCAAAACAAGUCUUCCACUAAACCCAGCUCAGGACUUCUCCUCCCUCUGCCCGUCCCCAGCCGUCCAUGGUCCCAUAUUGCCCUGGCCUUUGUCACUGGUCUCCCCAUCAUCGAUUGUUUUUCUAAAGCUGCUCAUUUCCUUGCCCUGCCCAAACUUCCCCUCAGCUAGGGAGACCGCAGACCUCCUAGUGGACCAUGUUUUUCACUUCCAUGGCAUUCCAUCAGACAUAGUGUCCGACAGAGGUCCUCAGUUCACUUCACAAAGUUUUAAGACUUUCUCCACUGCCCUGGGAGCUGCUAUCAGUCUCUCUUCUGGAUACCACCCCAAACCAAUUGCCAAACUGAACAAGCCAAUCAGGAGAUGGAGACUGCUAAUCCGUCCUCCUGGAGCUCCCAACUGCCCUGGUUGGAAUAUGCUCACAACUCAAUCAACAACCCAAAUCAAUGCCUCUUCAGGUAUGUCCACCUUCCUCUGCUCUCUUGGUUACCAAUCUCCCUUGUUCCAUGUGCAGGAACAGGAGAUUGCUGUUCCAUCAGGCCCGCUCUGCUCUGCUCUGCUCUGCUCUGCUCUGCUCUGCGCUGCCACCAGGACUGAAAAACAAGCCAACUGCUGCCGCAUCCCGGCACCCAACUACAUGCCUGGUCAAAGCAUGCGUGCACUACACUACUGGCAACAGGUGGGAGACUUUUGGAGGAUGGCUCUGAAUUUGUUUGAGAGGAGAGGGAUAUUGACAUUGAUGGUGCCUAUGGAAGACAUGCUACUGCUUCUUUCCCUGCAAGGUCUGAAAGCUUGCUAAAAAGUUACUGGAGUGGAGACCAUCCAUGGAGAGCAGGAAACGAUGGAGCAACGUACUGUCUGAUGAAGUUGUUAACUCAUCGGAAUCACACAUGCCACCAAAGCGACUGUUAACAGACUCUUAUUUCACUGGUUGCACAAUAAAUGGAAACAUACAGAUAAAUGUACAUGAUACAAAGUAGCUGGCCUGCAGUAACCUGUAUAGACCCCAGUUGCGGAACUAUUUGUGUUGGCGGAACCAAAUAAAUGAUUAAAUAAACAAACUAAUCAUAAUCUGUAGCCGCUUAUUACUAAUGUUAA
Messenger RNA from Siniperca chuatsi (mandarin fish), 1393 nucleotides. RefSeq lists its product as uncharacterized. The coding region runs from base 255 to 1094 and encodes 279 amino acids. The record is from RefSeq and is a predicted model, not a curated record. Gene Ontology annotation, molecular function: nucleic acid binding. Lineage: Eukaryota; Metazoa; Chordata; Actinopteri; Centrarchiformes; Sinipercidae. The transcript has 5 exons. Gene Ontology annotation, biological process: DNA integration.